This is a messenger RNA of Ruditapes philippinarum (Manila clam), 3551 nucleotides long. RefSeq lists its product as uncharacterized. The record is from RefSeq and is a predicted model, not a curated record. Gene Ontology annotation, biological process: cell surface receptor signaling pathway; G protein-coupled receptor signaling pathway. Gene Ontology annotation, molecular function: G protein-coupled receptor activity. Gene Ontology annotation, cellular component: membrane. Lineage: Eukaryota; Metazoa; Mollusca; Bivalvia; Venerida; Veneridae. The coding region runs from base 299 to 3250 and encodes 983 amino acids. The transcript has 2 exons.
AUUACAAAAACACUCCGGUUACAUUAAUUUCCAUAUCUGGAAAUCUAAAUAGUUGCAUGUUUACCAAACUGUAAAAUGUGAAUGAAACCCCUUCGGGGGAUAGAUUUAUAUCAUCAUUAAUGUAUUAUACCUUUGAAUAUGUUGUCAUUAUUGUUAGAAUUUUUGUAUUAAUAAUUUACUAAUAAUUCAUUAACGUUUAUAUCACUGAUAUUAGAUCGGAUAGGCACAGUGCGAGCGUGAAUGUUUAUGGUUUGGACGAAUUUAUUUUAAAUAAAAAAGAACUAAAAACUAAGUUAAAAUGUUUAAAAGCUGGUUCAUAUUUGUUUGGAGCAUCUGGAAUAUUUGUUUGGAAAUAAGUAGAUGUGAUAUUGUAACACAAUAUGAGAAUAGUUCAACUUCGUCAAUAGCACCAACAACGUUUCCACCGUUGUUGACGUUAACGUCAUUCUUUGAAGAAGUAACUGCGCCAAUGCCUCAGCAUGAUUUGUUAAUGUUUAAUGCCAGAUUAGAGGACGUAGAAAAUUAUAUCAAGACUCAGAAUAGAGUACAUGAAUACCUAGCGGGCUUUAAAAACGAAUUUCAAAGAUUUGUUGUUGAAACCCAAAUGAAAUAUUGCCCAUACGUUAAACUCUGUGAUUUUGAAAUUAACGCAAAGACGGACCAGAAAAGUUGUUGUGAUUCGUGCUUAUGUGACAGCACGUGUGAUAGUGAGAAAGGUUGUUGUCCGAGUGCUUUGAACGAGACGAAGUUUGUAUAUGACAUUAACGAUACGGUUCUGUUGAACGGUAUAAAUAUGAUGCUUAAUCCGGAAAUAUCUAAAUCUGGAGGACUGACAAAACCAACUUGUAAUUUACGCCAUCUGACAAUUCGGCCUUCGUAUUUGCAAAAAGGAUUUCUGGCUGUUUCGGAUUGCCCCUUUCAGAGUGACCUUGAACUUGUAUACAAUUGCACAAGGCCAUACACGGAUGACCUUAGAAUCAAGGAUACCUUACCGGCUUAUAGUAACAUCAGCUUGUCUUUGUUCAGGAAUAAAUUCUGCGCCCUGUGUAACGGUGUGCUUGAAGAGGAUAUAAUGUACUUCCGUCCAGUAGUUUCCUGCGGUGAUAGGGAACAUCUUUCAACACACGUGACAUCAGAACAAGAACUCGUUGAGCUAAUAUUUUCAAAUGAAUCGUGUGAUUUGACAUACGCAUUUUACGACGAACGUGUUCAUAUAAAAGAAUGUAAAUAUUUUAUAUCCAAAUGUAACGUGACUGCGGAUUGGAAACAAUACGAUAUACGGCUUGAUCUGGCUUGUCAGUUGUAUGAAUCUAAGUUCACGCAUGAGAAUUACGUGUUCCGGAAUGUAUUUUGUGCAUUAUGUAAUGGAAUAAUUCCACAUUCGGUGACGUGUGACAUACACUAUAUUCUUGCCACGGAUGUUUUUGCCUUCUCAGGAUUAUUAAAUCUUGAUUUUGAUCAAGGUUUUACAACAACUUACCUUGCACAAAACAGGGAGAACCAGCGUUCAUCGUGCAGUACGGAGCAACUAUACGACGCUUUAACAAAUCGUUGUAAAGAUAUUUAUUGCCCGGGGAUGAGAGUACUGCGAGACGGACGCUGCAUUAACGCAUACACAGACGUGUUCGACGCUUUUAGCUACAUUCUAUACGUACGACUAAAACCACAGUCAACCCAGUCUGCUGGUGACGUAUUCGCAAAUGAUUCUGAUUGGUCGUUUAAUGUAAUGAAUGUAUUUCAAGCGAAUUUUUCAAAUCUUGAUAUAUGUGAGACACAGCUUUUAUUCAAGUUUGAUAUAGACUUUGAUAAAAUUACAUUACCCGCUUUGAUUCAAUCGAGACUUCAGUAUGUUGACGUAAGGUUAAGGUUGUUUGAAGAAAGCAGAGAGCCAUGGAGAGUGGCGGACGAUAUACUUAAGUUACAUAAUACAAAUCUGAGAAUAGUCAAUAACGAGAAUACAUCAAUCGAAUAUACUUUAUUUGUAAUGGACAGUGAUGUUCGAUUUUUUAACAUUGCUGAAAUGUUACUUGGAUCCAAUGGUUUACAUUCCGAAGUCAAAUCAUUUCCAACGCCCGAAAAAAGAAUCGGAAUCAUGUCCAAGUACGCCCUGACUGAUACAGAUGGUUUGACUUUACUGCCGUACACUUUUUUCCUUUCGCUCAAUCAUGGCUGUUAUAUGAAAUCAUAUGAGAUCGAUGUCAUACGCUUUUCUUCUUGCCCAAAGGUGAAUAUCUCAAAAGUAGAUAUUCCCUGGACGAAUGAUGUAGAUGGGUUGGAUUUCAAUACAUUAAAGAUACCAAGUAACACAUAUUACUAUAUAGACCAUUUAAAUAUCAUGAUCUGCACAGACAUGUUUCAGAAAAUCAUGCACCAUCUUACACCAGAAAGGACGUUGACCGCCGAAAUUAUAGUUUCUAUCACAUGCUCAUCUUUGUCUAUUCUUUCACUAUUUGUGACCUUUGUUGUAUAUUGUAUAAUACCCAAGCUAAGGACACCUCUGCCAGGUAAAAACAACGUGUCGUUAACUGUACACCUUUUGAUAGCCCAAACUUUGUUGCUUGUUGGAAGUCUUGGACCUUUUGAGCAAUAUUCCACCGGCUGCAAGGUUGUAGGAGUUCUUAUUCAUUUCAUCUGGUUGUGUACUAUAUUUUGGAUGAACGUCUGCACGUAUCACAUGUUUCGUGUUUUAGCUAAGACGCAUGCGUCAGUUACUGAUUAUGGAUCGAAGACUUUUACACUCUAUUUGUUCUAUGUUUACAUCAUGUCUGCAACCUUUGUACUCGCUAAUCUCAUUUCUUCCAUUGUAACCUCUGGUAACAUUGGAUACGGCGGGAAAUUCUGCUAUAUCACAUCGAGGGAAAAACUUAUGUUCACAUUUGUUUUACCAACGUUAGUCACAAUUGUUAUCAACAUUUCGAUGUUUUUGUCAGUCAUUCUAAAAAUCAGAAGAGCACCAAAUAUUCGUAAGCAUGUUAAUCACGAGCGCAAUGAGCUCGUCAUUUUUGCAAAGCUUUCCACUAUCACGGGACUGACUUGGAUAUUUGGUUUUCUCUACAUAUGGACUGGUGUCCUUACAUUUUCCUUCAUAUUUAUCAUUCUCAACGCAGGUCAAGGAAUCUUCAUUCUCUUUGCAUUCGUUAUAAAUCGCAAGGUCUUUACUUUGAUGAAAGAGAGGAUCAAACUUUCAAAACAGAGCGAUCAUCAAAAAACGUCGGACCUGAGUAAAAGGACCGACUCAUCAAAGCUUUGAACUGAAGAAAAAUAAAACAACAACAAAAAACAUGCUUAAAAUUUACUUACAAGAGCUGCCAGAAGGACAUCUUGCUCGACUAUUCUGAGUGCUUGGUUAUAAAACAAGCGCCUGGAUAAUGUAGAAUUUUCUAUUUUAACAGGCGCUUAUAGCUACAGUAUAAUAAAGCCUUUUGAUUUGUAAGAUGAAAUACCCGUAAUACACUAUGUGUAUAAUAUAGAAUUAAUAAUAACAGACGAUACUAAAAGGAUAAAGGAAGAAUCAUAAUUAUAUAGUCAUUAUACAUGUAGAUAUCAAAGGC